Messenger RNA from Ictidomys tridecemlineatus (thirteen-lined ground squirrel), 4617 nucleotides. RefSeq names its product family with sequence similarity 168 member A (gene Fam168a). The record is from RefSeq and is a predicted model, not a curated record. NCBI's taxonomy places the organism in Eukaryota, Metazoa, Chordata, Mammalia, Rodentia, Sciuridae.
CCGCCUCCUCCUCUCUCGCCUGCAGCCGAUCGUCCCCUCCCCCCACCCGUCGGGCUCCUCCGCGGCUACUGCAGAGGAUUCAGAGCCGAGUAGCUGAGGAGGAGGCUCCCGUCCCUGCGCGCCAUCCGCCACCUUACUGGACACGGGCGAGGGAGCGAGAGCGUCGCCGCUGUAGCCUCCGGAGAAGACAAGGGCAUCGCCUCCUGUCGCCUCCGCAGCCGUUUUCGCCUGCAGAGGCUAGCCGGAUCCUCAGUCUUCCACAAUGAACCCUGUUUACAGCCCCGUGCAGCCUGGGGCUCCUUAUGGCAACCCUAAGAACAUGGCCUACACGGACACAAGAAGGUGGCCAUCUGCAAGCCAGGAAGACCUGUCACUAGAACCCAACCAUGCUGACAUCUUGAUCUGGACUUCCAGCCUCCAGAACUGUUACCCUACAGCCUACCCGGCAGCGGCCCCUGCCUACAAUCCCAGCCUGUACCCAACCAAUAGCCCAAGUUAUGCUCCAGAGUUUCAGUUCCUGCAUUCAGCUUAUGCCACUCUGCUGAUGAAACAGGCCUGGCCACAGAACUCGUCUUCCUGUGGCACUGAAGGCACCUUCCACCUCCCAGUGGACACCGGGACCGAGAACCGAACUUACCAAGCAUCCUCUGCGGCUUUCAGAUAUACUGCAGGGACUCCAUACAAGGUCCCACCGACCCAGAGUAAUACUGCUCCACCCCCCUACUCCCCAUCACCCAACCCCUAUCAGACGGCCAUGUAUCCAAUCAGAAGUGCCUACCCCCAGCAGAAUCUGUAUGCACAGGGAGCCUACUAUACACAGCCGGUGUAUGCUGCCCAGCCCCAUGUCAUCCACCAUACCACGGUCGUCCAGCCCAACAGCAUUCCCUCUGCCAUCUACCCAGCACCUGUUGCUGCCCCCAGGACCAAUGGCGUGGCCAUGGGCAUGGUGGCCGGCACCACCAUGGCAAUGUCAGCAGGUACUCUGCUGACUACACCCCAGCACACCGCGAUUGGGGCACACCCUGUCUCCAUGCCAACAUACAGGGCCCAAGGAACCCCUGCGUACAGCUAUGUGCCCCCGCACUGGUAAAACCUUCAGCCCAUCCAAAUCUGGAGUCACACAUUGUAUGCAACUACUCAAGUCUUACACCGGUGCUGGAGCAGCUCCCUAGCAGCACCACCUCUAUUUUCAAGAAGAGACAACAGAAGUGCAAGGGUCACUUUAUGCAUCUUUAAUGAUUUUGGUUUUUAUUUUUGGUUUUUGUAAAAGCUGCUUUUUCUAAUCUCCUGCCUUUCCCCCUAGCCCCUCUCUUAGCUGCUGCCCUUUCAGCUGUACCCACUUCUACCUGAUCAGGCCACAUCCCCUCAGCACUACUUUUUUCCCCCAAGCAUCUAGUCCCCAGGAUCCCAGUCUAGUAGCAAGCAGAGUGGGGUUUAUUGCAGUGGUUCAGCUGAAGGCUCAACUUCAUUUGAAGAAUAUAAACAGAUGUGGCCCUCAAGUCCUGGGUCAGAACUCAGAGCUGUUGAGCAGGCAACAUCUCUGGGUAAUUGUUCUUUUUCUUUCUUUCUUUUUCUUUUUUUUUUUUUAAAGCAAAAUUAGUUUAGGACAUUUCUACACAAAUGAAAUGUCUUCUAAGAACCAUUGCAGCAGACCAAGAACAAAACCACCUGAUUAUGUAGGAAUGUUAUUAGCAGCUUCCUGAGAACCUGGGGAAACCAGAGUCUUUGGGAGAAUUGGGGGAAGGGUGGGGGGAGGGGGCAUUGGGGAAGGAGAGGGAAGAAAGGGGAGAGAGGUGCUUGCCUGAUGGCUUUGGUUUGAAAGGUCUCUGACCAUAUGUUCUGGGCCUGGACCUUCUGAUUUGCACAGUGAUGAUAACUGACCUGGCACUUCCUCAAAAGGGGAUUUGGACCUCAGACCCGCCAAGCAGCUGCAGGGUGGUGGGAUCCCAGCAUCCUGAGGACUUGAAAGGCCAGGUUCCCUGCAUAAUCCAGACCUCGGCCUCCAAGCCCUCAUAGACCCACUCUGAUGAGGAGCUUCCUCCUGAUUAGAGUGGGAACCUGUGGCAUUUCUCUCCCUUUCCCUUCUGCCCUUCCCAGUACCAGGGCUCACCUGUCUGUCUAUGGGGCUGGCAGACGGGCCAGGCUCCUGGUUACCUUGCGCCAUUCAUGGCCAAAGUGAAGGAACCACAUUCCAGGUGGGUGCUGGUGGCUCUGAAGGUCAGGUUGGUGAAGGAAAAGCAAUAGCAAUAAACCUUUCAUAGACUCAUGGAACUUAAGGGACCUUAGCAAUCAUCUCAUCCAUUUCCCUGUUUGACAGAUGAGGAAACUGAGGCCCAGAGAAGAAGAAAGGACUUCCCUAGACCUCGCAGUACAUUAGCAUUAAAUGCAGCCUUCCUACCUAGUAGUAUGUUGCCUACAAAAUUUACCUAGGGAUGGAUUGGCUUGGUUUUGUAAAAAUUAAGUCAGCAGCGCUCAUACCUGGUGAGCUCCAGAAUGCUCUCUGGGCUCUUGUUUCUGCUCCUUACCCUCACGGACUCCAGAGGUGUGGGUUGAAGACUGAUCUGAGGCUACAUGGGGCAGAUGGCAGGAACAGAAAUUGCAAAUGAAGAAAUAGCAUUUGGAAAUUCUGUGAAGAUAUCUGGAACUUUCGUCCUGUGCCUGACUCCACCCCUAGGAAAAGGAGCAGGUGGGCUGGCUGAAAAGGAGAGGCCAUGCUUUUAGGACAGUAGCCCCUCAUCCUGAGAAGAGAGGAAGAGAGUGGGAGCCCUCAGGAGAGGAGUUCGAGGAUAAGGCCCAGCAGACAUGGGCUCAUCUGGGAGAAGAGGGACCCCUAGGACAAAGAGGCCCCUGCUAGUCUCAGCCAGGAGCCUGGAUUGCCCAGCACCAUCCUCUUGUACCCAGCAUGUAACUGGGCCAGCAGCCCCUCUGGGGUGGGGCAGGAACAUUUUACUGUACAAAGUGGGAUCAUUGACAACAUUUGGGAUUUUUAAAAUAACUUCAUUUUAAAUUCUUGUAAACUUGGACAUACCAUUCCCCCUAUCUUCCAAUUCUCCCCUCAAGGAGGAAAAAAAUCAGGAAACCCUUGGGUCGGAAAGACCUCAGAAACCGUCUAGCUGUUCCCAGGAGAUCAGAGCCCACAGUGUCCUUGGCUCAGUGCCAGGAGUUUGGGGGCCACCUUCCUGACCUUCCAGGGAACUUCAAGACUAGAAAAAGAAAACCCAGCUAUUCUGAGAGGUCUGUUCUGGGGUGCUUGAUGAGGUUUUAUUUUAAAACAACAGAAAGUUUUCCAGUGUUAAUCCAUUUUUUGCAAAUACUUCCUCCCACCCUCUUUGGUUUCAUAAAGGUGGGUGAAGGCUGUUCUAGAUUAUGUCAUAUGUGUUUGGAAAAUGCCAAAAUAAUAAUAAUGAUAAUAAUAGGAAACAUUUGUCAGGUGCUUAAUAGAUUUCAAAGCACUUCACAGCCUUUAAUUUUACAGGUCCAGAGAGAGACAGGGUCAGUUAUUCCACCCAUUUGACAAAUGAGAAUACAGGUUGUAGAAGAAAGGGAAUGGGCCUGAAGUGAGCUGAAUGCUGGGGUCCUGACAGGCUUCCAUGACCCUGUCGCCUCGUGGGCUGGGUGGAACUACAGAAAGGAGGGGAAAAAGGAAGAGACCUAGGAAUGACCUUAUAACUUUUGUUCUUUCUACACCCAUAAGUAAAAACUAACAUCUGUACCUCACAUUGCACAGAGCAGUUUAAUAUAUAGCAUGUGGUAACCCUGAGAAAUGGUGAUUAUGCCUCCUAUUUGAUCUAUAAGGAAACUGAGGCUCAGAAACAAGCAGCAGAACUCCUUGAAUCCCAGGCUGUGUGCUCUUUCUCUUCCAGCCUGACCCCCACAGGCCCAUGUACUGAAGUGUCUGUGCUCAGCACCUUAUCUUGUAACCCUGGUAUACAAUUCAGGAUGAGAGAGAAGCUCUGAGGUAAAGAUAAGGCAUUGAAAAGCUACGGUCUGGAGGGCCCAGCCCAGAACCCCUUUGUCAGUAUAAGCAGUGGAGCCACAGCUGAGCUGGCCUUGCCCUCUUGUUUUGACAGAAAUCCAUAAGCCUGGCCAAGCUUAGGGAGUCACUACAAAGGGAUCUAGCCCUGGAGAACAGGGCAGUGUCUGCCUCUGAUUGGAUGAGCCCAGCUCUGGCAAAGGUCACAGGCUUCUGGCAGGAGAUACUGUAAAUAUCAACCAAAGAUUCUGGAUGGCCCCAUGGUCAAACUGGACAGAAGGUCAAAGCUGGAAGGGUCCUCUUGUCACAGGAAGGCGGGCAAACCAGACAACACAAGGGACAUGCACAUGUGACUUAGCCAUGACAUGCAAGCCCUCUGAAUCCCAUGCUACUGCCUCUCCCCAGCUAAGCAUUUUGGUGGCCAGGGCCAGGGGUGAAAUUGGUUCCAAUCACUAGACAACACUGUGGCUUCCCCUACUGCCCCCUGACUGGCCUGGGGCCCAGGAAGCUCAUCUAGGAGCUGGGUUCCCCAAAUGAUGAAAGCCUGAAACUUCAUUUUUUUGCCAUGCUUAAAAAAAAAAACAAAACAAAGACGUGUUUCUGUGAGAUAGACAGUUGUUGUCCCUUCAGGCAAUGAACCUAAA